Molecule: messenger RNA, 2554 nt
Organism: Ochotona princeps (American pika)
Lineage: Eukaryota; Metazoa; Chordata; Mammalia; Lagomorpha; Ochotonidae
Gene: SMTNL2
Product: smoothelin like 2
Exons: 8
Coding region: 359-1954 (531 amino acids)
Biological process (GO): positive regulation of vasoconstriction; actin cytoskeleton organization
Cellular component (GO): M band; I band; microtubule organizing center
Molecular function (GO): protein phosphatase 1 binding; tropomyosin binding
Source: RefSeq, a predicted model, not a curated record
UCCCCGCCCUUUUGUAACAGGUGCAAUAAUUUCAGGAGAAGGCUUCUCAGGUGAGUCCAACAGCACAAGAAGGGCUUCUGUUUUGGACUCCGCGACCCCGGCUUGCAGCUCUCUUGGAGCUGCGGGAGUGUUCCGUCCAAUCCUGGGACAGCGGAAGGCACAAACUGGAGUCCACAGUGGGCUUGCUCCUAGUGGGCCUGCAGUCCAUCCCCCAGGCCUCACGCAGUUCCUCCGGAGUCUAGAGGACUCCAAAGGGGCUACCUCCCCUUGGAACCGCAGCUCUACACUUCCCAGGAGAAGAGACGGGGCGGACUUUGUGUUGGUUCUUCCCAGAUCCCCCAUUCUCAAGGUCCCUCGGAUGCCCAAGGCAGGGGGCUGGUCCCGGGCGGGUCCCGGCCCCGCCUCUCGGGUCCGCCCCCACCCGCCCGGCGCCCAGUCCCCAGGCCCGGCCCGCCCCUGCGCCCGCCCCUCCGGCCGCCCCUCGGGCGCAGCCAGCCGCACACUGCCAGUGCCCACACCGAGCGGCCGAGGUCGGGUCUCCUCCCGUGUCUGUCCGCUUCUCAGACCGGUCAUGGAGCCAAGCCCCGAAGCCGAGGAGGAGCGCACAGUGCGGGAGGCUCUCGGGCGCUACGAGGCCGCGCUGGAAGGCGCAGUGCGCGCGCUGCACGAGGACAUGCAGGGGCUGCAGCGGGGCGUGGAGCGGCGAGUGGCCGAGGCGCUGCGCCUGGCCGGCCCGCUGGCGCGCACCGUGGCGGAGCUGCAGCGCGACAAUCAGCGACUGCAGGCUCAGCUCGAGCGCUUGACGCGCCAGGUGGAGGCGCUGGGCUUGGCCACAGGGCUGUCUCCCGCGCCCGGCACGCCCAGCACACCCAGCCCUCCACCCGCCUCUGGGGCUCCGGAGCGUGCGCCCCGCCUGGGCACCGCACGCUUCGCCAGCCACGCCACCUUCUCGCUGUCCGGCCGGGGCCAGAGUGUGGAUCACGAGGACACCAGUGAGCUGGAGAUGAGGAGGACCUCCAACUCGUGCAUCCUGGACAAUGGGCACCUGCCCGGGGCAGGUCCAGGUGACAGCCCCACUGAGGUUGCACAGACCUUCCCGACCCCGGGACCCUCCAAGCCUCGCCCCGUGAGUCUCUCCUUGCGGCAGCCCCACCAGCCAGUCACGGCCAUCACCCGCGUCUCCGAGAGGUUCUCUGGGGAGACCUCUGCCGCCGCUCUGUCCCCGACAUCUGCUGCAGUCCUGGGGGGCUUCAGCCCAAGCCCCAGUGAGGCCACCACCCCCUGGACUCCCAGUCCCAGUGAUAAGACUCCCUCUCUUACGCGGUCUCUGUCAAGCUCUGGCUACGGGAUGGUGACGGCAGGCAAGUGCAAUGACAGCCCACCACUGGUGACACCACCUCAGUCACCUCCAUCUCUGUCGCCGCCAGCCACGACUCAGGCCCCGCGCCAGGGUGAGCGUCGUCGGGAGCUGGUGAGGUCGCAGACGCUGCCCCGCACCUCGGGGGCCCAGGCCCGCAAGGCGUUGUUUGAGAAGUGGGAGCAGGAUACGGCCGGCAAGGGUAAGGGUGAGACCCGGGCCAAGCUGAAGCGGUCCCAGAGCUUCGGCGUGGCCAGCGCCAGCAGCAUCAAGCAGAUCUUGCUCGAGUGGUGCCGCAGCAAGACCUUGGGCUACCAGCACGUGGAUCUGCAGAACUUCUCCUCCAGCUGGAGCGAUGGCAUGGCCUUCUGUGCCCUGGUGCACUCCUUCUUCCCCGACGCCUUUGACUACAACGCACUGAGCCCCACGCAGCGGCAGAAGAACUUCGAGCUGGCCUUCAGCAUGGCUGAGAACCUGGCCAAUUGCGAGCGCCUCAUCGAAGUGGAGGACAUGAUGGUGAUGGGCCGCAAGCCAGAUCCCAUGUGUGUCUUCACCUAUGUGCAGUCCCUCUACAACCACCUGCGUCGCUUCGAGUAAGCCCUUGAUUCCACAAGAUCAGCCCCAGGCCGGGAUGAGGUCUGGGACCACCUGUGUCCUCUCCCUGAGUCAGGAUGACCCCCUCCCCAGGGGCAGUAGCCCCUUGGGGAGGACACACAGUGACUGCCUUCAUGCCCAGCUGCCUUCCUGAUGAAGCCCGAGGAGCUGGGCUGCGAUGUUGGGCUCCGAAACCAGAGCAGAGAAAUGGUGCUAUGUAACACUUCCUUGAGAAAAUGCCUGUCCUUGAAGAUUUCUGGAAAGCUAAGCUACAGCUCCCCCAGUGGUGGUUUUUGAGCCCUUGGUUUGCCUGGCUUCCAUUGAGAAGGCAGGUUCUUCUACUUCUUCCCACGAGCCCUUUCCUCCCCAUCUCUGGGCCAGGGACGGCUGCCUCGGCAGCUUGGCUGAGCAAGUGGUGGCUUAAUCCUGCCCAUGUCCUUGCCCUGAGCCCUCCAAGGCUUCCCAGGAGCCCUGACACGCAUGCCGCUCUUGAGGGGUGGUUUGGUUUGCAUCAUUUUUUAGGAAAUUUUGCUGCAAGUAUUUAUGAAAGCCAAUUCCAUCUGUACCGUUGACCUGUUUGUACAUAAAGAGAUGUGUUAGAGC